Molecule: messenger RNA, 1605 nt
Organism: Rhizophagus irregularis DAOM 181602=DAOM 197198
Lineage: Eukaryota; Fungi; Glomeromycota; Glomeromycetes; Glomerales; Glomeraceae
Source: RefSeq, a predicted model, not a curated record
AUGGCGUGUUCAAAGUUAUUUUCAGGAGAAUUACCUGAAUUAAUAGACGAAGUUAUACAAUAUUUUCGUUAUGACCAUAAAACAUUACGUUCAUGUAUAUUAGUUAAUAGAUUAUGGUGUCGUUUAGCAAUCCCAUUAUUAUGGGAAGAUCCAUUUUCAAUUAAAUUUCCUAAAAAUUAUCAAUUUAUUGAAAUUUAUUUACGCAAUUUAAAUGAUGAUUAUAAAACAAAAUUAAAUGAAUACGUAGUUCAUAAUGACUUAUUUCCUUCAAAUACAUUAUUUAAUUAUCCUAGUUUCAUUCAACGUUUAGAUGUAUCAAAAGUUUGUAAUUCUAUUGAAAAAUGGAUUGCAACUGUUGAAUCUUCAACAACUGAAAAGCAAUAUUCUAGCUAUUCCAUACGAGAUACAAUUUUAUUAUAUUCACUUAUAGAAUUAAUUUAUAAGUCAUUAUUUCUAAUAUUCAUUGAGAACGAAGUAAAUUUGCAUAGUUUUGAAGUUACAAUGACUACAGAUCACUUUUAUUUGAUUAUUGAAUUAAUUUUACAAAAUCCGAAUUUCAUUUGUAAUAUUAAACAUCUUAAAAUUAAUGUUUAUAAAAUAACCAAUAACAUGACAAAUUUUCUAAAUUUUAUUUACUCUAAUUGUAAUUCAAUUUCAUCACUUUAUAUUCUAUUUAUACCAACAUAUUAUGAAAAAAGUUUAUCACAAAUAAUUAAAUCUAAAGAGAAUCUUAAAAAGCUUUCCUUUACUCAUAAUUAUUCUCCCUCAUACGAUUUAUUAUUAUCAUUAAAAAAUUAUAAUUGUUCAAAUACUUUAAACACAAUUAUAUUUCAUAAUAUUGAUUUUAAUUAUAUAAGUAUUUUAGCUGAAAUCUUCAAUCAAUUAAAUGUUUUAGAAUCAAUUCAUAUUAUUUAUUGUCAUUCUUUAGAUUCUAAGUUUAUUCAACAAAUUAUUAAUAUUACCAAACCUUUUAAAUUAAAAUCUUUAUUUCUUCAUAAUGAAUUGCAAAUUGAAUCCUUAAAAUUCUUAAUACAAAAAUCUGGAAAUUAUUUAGAAAAUUUUGGAAUUGCAGACAAUAUAUCACAACAAAUAUUACAUUUAAUUGUGAAAUAUUGUAGUAAGAUUAAAUAUUUGGGUCCUGUUUGGUCAUAUAAUGAGAGUGUUAAUAUAUUACUUAGUUUAAUUGAAAACAUUACACAAAAUCUUAAUUAUCUUACAAUUAAUGACCGUGGUACUUCAAUUUUAUUACAAAAUUUGGGACAAAUUCUUCCUUUUAAAUUGGAAUAUUUGAAUCUGGGUCUUUCAGCUAAAACAAGUGAUUUAGAAGUAUUCUUGAAAAAUUCUCAAAAUACUUUUAUUAAAAAAUUGUUAAUUAAAAAUAACAAGAAAGAAGAAAGUCAAGAUAUUUUUCCUUCUAUAAAAGAAUAUAUUAUGAAAAAGAAAAGAGUUAAAUAUUUAGCUAUUUUAGAAACUUGUAAUGGAAAAAGUGAAGAUUUGUUUUCUCAGAAGGAUAAAGUAAAGGAAUUUCAAUUAUAUGAUAUUCAAGUUUCAAAUUAUGAUGAUUUGUUUAUAAAUGUUUAUGAUUUUAUAAAUGAAAUUGAUUAA